This is a messenger RNA of Symbiodinium sp. CCMP2456, 1374 nucleotides long. NCBI's taxonomy places the organism in Eukaryota, Dinophyceae, Suessiales, Symbiodiniaceae. The record is from the annotation of a GenBank genome assembly.
AUGUCCGCGUUUGCAUUUCUGGAGUGCGCAGUCCUCACUCUCCUGGGCUCAUAUCCCUUCGCCGCCGUGAUGUUGAAGGAACAAGACGCCGAGCAAUACGAGGCAUGUGGGCCGGAAGGUCAAUGCACUUUCAUUCGCUUCGUAGCAAGCCGCGGCCUGCCGGAAACAAGCUUCUCUGCCUUGAACCGUUCCGACGAUGUCAAGUUCAAGUUCAAGAACAACACUGCAGCGGCGGCCAAUAUGCCUUUUCUGCCUACGUUUGUGACAGUUCGCAACGGGCUAGGUGUUGAGGCUGCGGACCCACCGAUUCUUGACUUUCUCCUGAAGAUUCAGGCAGUGGUGAAUAGAUCCCAGUCGGUCUUCUCUCUGUACUCUCCAUGGUUGAUCUGUUCCGUUCCUAUGUACGUGUUUUAUUUGUAUCCGGCUUCCCUGGCACGUCUUGCGAACGCUUGGAGCUCCAAGGAAGAAUUCCCCUGCAUGCAAGAGGUGGACCACACGUACUGCAACAGCCCGGGUGCGCGUAAUGGUAUUCACAACCACCUUCGAGCAGGAUUGUCCCGACUCGCCUCUCUUGUCUGCAUCGGGAUGUGGACUUUGCUGAAGAUCGUUCAUGACGUUGCCUUGCUAGGCGGUGUUCAGGAGUCCCAGACAAUUCUGAUAGGGAUUGUGGCAUGGUGCUUUCAAGCUGGAGCAACAAUCUUCUCGAUGCUAUGGGCGGCUGGCGCCAUCCAGGUAUUCACGUCGUCCGGCACCGAAGGCAAGUGUCAUGCCUGUUACUACCAACUGGGAGAGGUGGAUAUGUUGCUCGUUCUACUUACACCAUGUCUGCUAUUGUGGACAGCACGGAGCAAGCUCAAAAGCUUGAAGUUGGCAUUGGUGCAUGGACCUGUUAGCAUUGCCUACGCCGCCAUGGCAGAGGAACGUCGUGCUGUUCCAGCGGUGAUGAUGGCAAUCAAGGUCCUGUGUGAGGCCUCAGAGGAUGACGUGAUGAACUCGCUUGAACAGUUCCGAGUGGCGCACCGAGCCCGCCUGUCAGCACUGAUGGCGCAGAGUGUUGCCGAAGGGCUCGAGGCAUACAAGCAGCAGGGGACCCAGGCCUCGUUCGAUGCUGAGCUGCUGGUUGGGGCCGUCUUCGGCAACUUGCCUGAGGUGCCAGGCCCCCCCUCCGACGCAGCAGGAUCAACUGAGCAGGUGCCCGUCCAGGUAGCACACACGUGGGGUGAGCCAGUGGACGCCGGAGACCAGGCACCAGUUAGCAACGAGGACCAAGCGCCGGCAGAGGCGCACUCGGAGAGCCAGCUGCGCUCUGCUCCCCCUGAGUUCGUGGACGAGCUCCCGUCAGAGCUGGACUAUGCCCAGUUCAACCCGACGUGA